Molecule: messenger RNA, 512 nt
Organism: Mauremys mutica (yellowpond turtle)
Lineage: Eukaryota; Metazoa; Chordata; Testudines; Geoemydidae
Product: complement factor H-related protein 1-like
Exons: 4
Coding region: 51-512 (153 amino acids)
Source: RefSeq, a predicted model, not a curated record
ACUCAACACCAGCCAUUACAAGUACUGGAUUUAAUUGGUCAGCCCUCAGAAUGAGUUUGCUGAGCUGUAUCAUCAUUCAGAUACUCUGGGCUUUCUCUUCUAAGGGACAAGCUCCAGCAUGUGAAGAGCCGCCUGCUAUUGAUUUUGGGGGGAUUGUUAGUGAUGACAAAUUGGAGUAUAGGGAAGGUGACAAAGUGCAAUACAAGUGCAAUCCUGCAUACAGCCUGAUGGGAACUGAAUGGAUCACAUGCAGUGGAAAAACCUGGACACCUGCACCACAGUGUUUGGCACCGUGUAGUCUUACAAAACAGCAACUGGAGACCAAAAAUCUGCUUCUGUCCAAUAGGCGAAGACAUGCACAAUUGAUUCAGAGUGAGCACACACUGGAAUUUAUGUGCAGUGAAGGAUAUAUCCUCACAAUCCCUUCAGUCAGAAAGUGUGUUAAUGGGCACAUGGACUUGCCUUCAUGUAUCUCUGGUAAAUCUGCAUUAUAUUUUGAUAAUUCAGAAUGA